Messenger RNA from Aureobasidium vineae, 1206 nucleotides. Lineage: Eukaryota; Fungi; Ascomycota; Dothideomycetes; Dothideales; Saccotheciaceae. The record is from the annotation of a GenBank genome assembly.
AUGUCAUACCUCUACGACUUCUUCUACGGUGGUUUCAGACCUGCGAGCAAUACCAACGAACAGCCUAUCAAGGAUGACCAGGCUCUGAGAACAAAGCUGAAGCGUACGAGAUACAAAAUCUCAUCCUUGGUGAUGUUAACUAACAGACAACGUGCAGAGGCCAGCAAAAACGUCCCCAAGUAUCUCUUCCGCAUGUGGGAUGCACGCUCUGGCGGUAACUCCAAGCUGAACACGACCAAAGCCGUCACGCCCCUCGCCUUCGCCUCCUCGAAGGGCCACAACUCGGUCUAUGAUAUGACCCGCACCGAGUUCAUCACAAACACCUCUUUGCAUCUGACAGGCUGCGACAGCGUCGUGACCGAAUUCUCGUCCUGGUCCCAUUCACCGUACUUUGCAUUCUACUUUACUAUGCAGCGAAGCUCGUCUGGUACUUUCCACGUCGCCAUCAUGGAUACCGAAGAACUGGCCAAGUCGAACCCGGCAUUCCACGUUCCCGCCUUGGGCAAAAUCUUCGGUAAAAGCUACGGAUACGUAUAUGAAGAAGAGUAUCUCGUGCACGGCGUGAUUGAGGGACAGUUCUACAAGGCCGUGCCUUACAACCAGCUUUGUAAGCUGGGUCUGCUCAAGCAACUGCCCGGACUCAACAAGAGCGGCAUCAGUGCCUCCAAUCCCAAUGCCUUCCGUCUUCUCCCCGGCGAAGAAGAGAACUACACGACUGACGAGCUGCGCCAACUCAGAAAGAUCGUCUUGCCCUACGGCGACACUUUCUCCCUUCCCAUGGCCAUCGUCCUCUUUUGCUGCAAGAAGCGUCCUGGAUACUGGUCCGAACUCAGCGCCUCCGACCUCGACACUAUCAUCACAGUGCUUGGUGGCUGGGAGAAGAUACCGCAUGACUGGUGCAGCUCUCGCAGUGUGUUCAGCAAGAACGUCUACCCAAAGAACUGGGAUGCCAACGAGCAGGUUCAGAAUCUCAUGGAAGCACUAUACACUCAUUGCUAUGGCAAGGGUGCUAGAGGCAAUGAGAAGAGGUAUGCUGCCAGGUAUGCAAAGGCUGAGGUUGAUGAGGAGGAUAUCAUCGGAGCCAUGGCUUCUAUGAGUGUCAGUCGUGGUGAUGCUGAUGAAAUAUCGACUGAAGGUGGCGCAGAGCAGACGUUGGCCAGGAAGCCCACACAGAAUGGAGCUCGAGGCUUCACGGGCAAUAAGUAG